Vespa mandarinia (Asian giant hornet) is the source of this 1607-nucleotide messenger RNA. It is a transcript of the gene Idh3b, whose product is annotated as isocitrate dehydrogenase [NAD] subunit beta, mitochondrial. Gene Ontology annotation, biological process: tricarboxylic acid cycle; isocitrate metabolic process. Gene Ontology annotation, cellular component: mitochondrion. NCBI's taxonomy places the organism in Eukaryota, Metazoa, Arthropoda, Insecta, Hymenoptera, Vespidae. Gene Ontology annotation, molecular function: NAD binding; magnesium ion binding; oxidoreductase activity, acting on the CH-OH group of donors, NAD or NADP as acceptor. The record is from RefSeq and is a predicted model, not a curated record.
GGCAAUCCAAUGUCUAAGUCGUAAUAUACGUUCCUGGUAGUACGUGAAGAAUAAGAGCGACAGUAGUACCUUCUUUCAUCGUAAAAAUGGCUUUACUAGCGAGAAACAUUUGCAAGGUACUUUCUCAGACUGCCCAAAAGGGAGCUAUUAGGCCCUUACAUGUAGGAGCAAUCCUUCAUCAAGAAAAUAUAGUCGAACAAGAAGGAAAAGUAAAAUGUACUUUAAUUCCGGGAGAUGGUGUAGGACCGGAAUUGGUAUUAUCUGUCCAAAAUGUUUUCAAAGCAGCCAAUGUUCCGAUUGAAUUUGAACCUUAUUUUUUAUCCGAAGUAAAUCCAACAUUGAGUGCACCACUUGAACAAGUUUCAAACAGUAUUGCCAGGAACAAAGUUUGCUUAAAGGGUAUUUUAGCCACACCAGAUCAUUCGCAUACAGGAGAACUACAAACUUUGAAUAUGAAAUUACGCAGAAGUUUAGAUUUAUAUUCAAAUGUAGUACAUGUAAAAUCACUGCCAGGUGUCAAGUCUCGUCAUCAAAAUGUAGAUUGUGUUAUCAUCAGAGAACAAACGGAAGGUGAAUACUCUGCCCUGGAGCACGAAUCUGUCAAAGGAGUUGUAGAGUGUUUAAAGAUAGUGACAGCAACGAAAAGUCAAAGAAUUGCCAAAUUUGCAUUUGAUUAUGCAGUUAAAAAUAAUCGUAAAAAGGUAACUUGUGUUCAUAAAGCAAAUAUAAUGAAAUUAGGUGAUGGCCUUUUCCUUAAAUCAUGUCAAGAAAUUGCCAAAUUAUAUCCUAGAAUUACAUUUGAAACUAUGAUCGUGGAUAAUUGCACUAUGCAAAUGGUAUCCAAUCCUCAUCAAUUUGAUGUUAUGGUGAUGCCUAAUUUAUAUGGCAAUAUCAUAGAUAAUUUAGCAUCUGGAUUAGUCGGCGGUGCUGGUGUAGUCCCUGGUGCAACGUACAGUGCAGAGUGUGUAGUUUUUGAACCGGGUGCAAGACAUACGUAUUCCGAAGCUGUUGGUAGGAAUGUUGCUAACCCAACAGCCAUGCUUUUAUGUGCUGUCAAGUUGCUACAUCAUGUUAACUUGAAACGUUAUUCCGAACAAAUUCGAGAUGCAUUAAAUAAAGUUUUAAAUGAUGGAAAAGUUCUUACAAAGGAUUUAGGUGGCCAAAGUUCAACAACAGAAUUUACAACUGCAGUAAUAAAUUAUCUUCAUUAAUAAUACUCAAAGUAUUUGAUUUGAAAACUAAAUUUAACAAGGAUUAUGUAAUAUAGAAUCUGUCAUGAAAGCCGUACACAUCUAUAGACAUUUGUAGUAUCUAUAGACUAUCGUAGAGUUUAUUUUACAUAUAAUAUUAUAUUACACGUUUAUUUAUUAAAAAAUACAUUUUACGUAAUUGGUCAAACCAGUAACGAAGUUUAACAAGUGUACAGGAAAUUUAGCUUGAAAAGCUUAUUUGUCUAUAAGGCCGUAUGUAAUUUUAGUAAAGUCUAUGUAUUGUUAAAUGUGAUUAUAAGUAUAAUUGAAAAACUAUCUGAUUGCAUAUUAUAGAGUUAUAUAUACAAAUAUAUAUAUAUAUACUAAAUUGUAUAAUAAAUUACACUACCUCACGCA